Messenger RNA from Ziziphus jujuba (common jujube), 1739 nucleotides. Its product is annotated as pentatricopeptide repeat-containing protein At4g21705, mitochondrial. The record is from RefSeq and is a predicted model, not a curated record. The coding region runs from base 97 to 1590 and encodes 497 amino acids. Gene Ontology annotation, cellular component: mitochondrion. The transcript has 3 exons. NCBI's taxonomy places the organism in Eukaryota, Viridiplantae, Streptophyta, Magnoliopsida, Rosales, Rhamnaceae. Gene Ontology annotation, molecular function: protein binding.
GUAAAUUGGGUUGAGCCACCCGCUGCUAUUGUCUUUCUUUUAAGUGUUUACACAGCAAACUACCCCAGAGCAGAGCAGAAACAAAUUUCGAAGGCCAUGGCUUCGGCAAUCUUCACAAUCUUGAAGAGGAAUCGAAACCUCACAGAAAACGCCUUCCUACUGAGAUCAUACACCUCAGGAACUCAGGCUUCCACUAGAAAAAACCUCUACUCAAGAAUCAGCCCUUUGGGAGACCCUUCCCUAAGUGUAGUCCCAGUUCUUGAUCAGUGGGUUCAACAAGGUAUGAAAGCUAAGUAUAUCGAGCUCAGCCACAUCAUACGCGACCUCCGUCGCCGUAGGCGAUAUAAGCAUGCCCUUGAGGUUUCUGAAAGGAUGAGGAGCAAGGAGCUCUAUGUACUUUCACCAGCUGAUCGUGCUGUGCAGCUAGAUCUCAUUGGUAGGGUUCAUGGUCUUGAUGCUGCAGAGAGUUACUUUGAAAAUCUUAGCGACCAAGAAAAAAAUGAGAAAACAUAUGGUGCUCUAUUAAACUGUUAUGUAAGAGAAGGCCUCAUUGAUAAGUCCCUUUCACUUAUGCAGAAGAUGAUAGAGCUGGGCUUUGCUUCUUCUUCUCUAAGCUAUAAUGACAUCAUGUGCCUUUAUACGCAUACUGGCCUGCUUGAAAAGAUUCCCGAUGUGCUGUUAGAGAUGAAAAAGAAUGGUGUCUCCCCUGAUAAUUUUAGCUACAGAAUUUGCAUAAACUCUUAUGGAUUAAGAUCUGAUCUAAAUAGCAUGGAGAAAAUCCUGGAUGAAAUGGAGAGCCAAUCCUUUAUCUCCAUGGACUGGACAACUUAUGCCAUGGUGGCCAAUUUCUACAUAAAAGCAGGUGCUCGUGAAAAAUCAUUGAUAUACCUAAAGAAAUGUGAGCAGAAGUUAGACAAAGAUGCACUUGGCUACAACCAUCUUAUUUCACUUUAUGCAAGUGCUGGAGACAAAGAUGAGAUGAUGAGGUUGUGGGCACUUCAAAAGACCAUGUGCAAGAAGCUGAUUAACAGGGAUUAUAUAACAAUGCUGGGUUCUCUCGUGAAGCUCGGGAAGCUUGAAGAAACUGAAGAACUGCUUAAGGAGUGGGAGUCAUCUUGUCAAUUUUAUGAUUUUCGUGUACCAAAUGUCCUCCUUAUUGGGUAUUCUCUGAAGGGAUUGAUUGAAAAAGCAGAAGCAUUCCUUGAAGAAAUUAUCAGGAAAGGGAAGACUCCAAGUCCAAAUAGUUGGGCCAUUAUAGCAGCAGGGUAUUUAGAUAAGCAGAACAUGGAGAAGACUGUUGAGUGCAUGAAGAAAGCUUUAUCUGUCCGGGGAGAAAAUAAAGGAUGGAGACCUAAACCUACAGUUGUUUCGAGUGUGUUGAGUUGGCUUGGGGAUAAUGAAAACAUUGAGGACGUAGAAGCGUUUGUAAGCUCACUGAAGACUGUGAUUCCAGUUGAUAGGGAGAUGUACCAUGCCUUGAUCAAGGCAUACAUCAAAGUAGGGAAAGAAGUGGAUUGUCUUUUACAGAGCAUGAAAACUGAUAAAAUAGAUGCAGAUGAGGAAACAGCAAAGAUCCUAAGCUCAAGAUAGAACUCAAACUGUUUAUUCUAUGUGUAUACAGAACAACUCCUACGACAAUGGGCUAGUAUUGGUUGGAUUGACUAGCCCUGCAGCCUCGGAUUUGGUUCGGAUUUUAGUUUUCGGGUCAGGCUGAAUGAUGAAGCCCAAGUCCACUUGAG